CCUUCAAUUCCUUGUUGCUAUGGAUACGAGACUGGCGAUUUUCUUCUAGUAUUUUUCUCUUCAGUCAUGAACUCCAAAAUACACCUAGAAAUUGUUGGCUUAAUUAAAGACAGCAAUUUCCAUGUUGCCAAAAGUAUUGCCAAGGGACUGAAACAGCAGUUUCCCGAGGCUUUUCUGGAACCCAAAAUUCAACCACUUCUUGAAUUCGACUGGCACGCAUAUCUGUGUAACAAGAAAAGGGAGCUGCGUGGUGAAGUGUGGCAGUACUCCAGCGGCCUGAUGUGCUUUCUGAACGGCUUUCUCCUCGGCAACGAAAACGAACUUGCCAGCUGGGCUCAGAAGCAGUGGAGUUUCACUUUCACUCGACCGCAGUCUUUCUACAUGGCUCUCACUGAGGACUUCUACACCAAACACUUCCAGAAAACUGGGCAUCAGUUUGUCUUUAUGGACAUUGAGAUAGCAGGAGAGGAAGCAGGGAGGUUAUUGUUCGAGCUGUUCUCAGAUGUCUGUCCAAAGACUUCAAAGAACUUCGAGGCUUUGUGCACAGGGGAGCGAGGACUGUCGCAGGGCGGCUUCCCGCUCUGCUACAAGGGCUCUCUGUUUCAUCAGGUUGUGCCCAACGGCUGGGUGCAAGGUGGAGAUAUUUCUCCAGGGAGCAGAGGUGAUGGAGGCGAGUCAAUCUAUGGACCAACCUUUGAAGAUGAGAGUUUUGCUGUUUCCCACUCUAAGCGAGGUAUUCUAGGAAUGGCCAGUAAGGGUCCUCACAGCAAUGGCUCACAGUUCUACAUCACCCUGCAGCCAACGCCCUGGAUGGACAAGACCUAUGUAGCCUUUGGUCAAGUGGUUGAGGGUGUCGACGUCCUGAGAAGAUUAGAAGAGGCCAAGACCUACAACAGAAGACCAAAGUAUGAAUGUAAAGUUACAGCCUGUGGAGUGUUUAAACAAUAGCUCCUAAGCACUCUUUGUUGAUGCCUUUUCAAAUAUGGUUUUUGAUGUAGGAAAAUAAACUUUAAAUUCAUGUAUACUAUGACA
Messenger RNA from Acanthochromis polyacanthus (spiny chromis), 1032 nucleotides. RefSeq names its product peptidylprolyl isomerase (cyclophilin)-like 6 (gene ppil6). NCBI's taxonomy places the organism in Eukaryota, Metazoa, Chordata, Actinopteri, Pomacentridae. Bases 67 to 948 code for a protein of 293 amino acids. The transcript has 8 exons. The record is from RefSeq and is a predicted model, not a curated record. Gene Ontology annotation, biological process: protein peptidyl-prolyl isomerization. Gene Ontology annotation, molecular function: peptidyl-prolyl cis-trans isomerase activity.